Molecule: messenger RNA, 3815 nt
Organism: Acomys russatus (golden spiny mouse)
Lineage: Eukaryota; Metazoa; Chordata; Mammalia; Rodentia; Muridae
Gene: Arhgef9
Product: Cdc42 guanine nucleotide exchange factor 9
Exons: 10
Coding region: 823-2373 (516 amino acids)
Molecular function (GO): protein binding; guanyl-nucleotide exchange factor activity
Source: RefSeq, a predicted model, not a curated record
GUGGGGAGAAGAGAGGGAGAGGGCCAGCUAGGAAAGGCUAGGCAGAGUGGCUGAUAGCCUGGAAUCCCUUGAAGAGAGCUAGCAGACAAGACAUCUUAGGAAGCUAAUGAACUAGAAAGAGUAGGGCAGACUGACUGACCGGUAGCCAGCUAGGCAGACGGACGCAUGCCCGGACAGACCCAAGGCUCUGGAGAACCGAUAGGUUCUUUUUGCCUUUUUUUUUGAAAAGCAGGAUUUUGAUUUUUCAGUGGCGCCCAAGAGAGAAUGCUGGACUCUGCUACCUUCAGCUCAAGCUAAGAUUUCUCAGCUAGGGAAGAAAGAUCAGCCCAGUCCCGAGAGGGGGAGGGAAGCAAAAGCCCCUGCCUCCAACCCCCUUCCCUCCCCCGGAUCAAACUCGGGGGCCAAACCCAGACCUUCCCUAACCAUCUGACUUCCUCCUUUCCUUUUUAGCAUGGUGACUGUAUGGACAGUCUGACAGAACAGAGAUUGACAUCUCCCAAUCUGCCGGCCCCCCACCUGGAACACUACAGUGUUCUGCAUUGCACCAUGACCCUGGAUGUGCAAACUGUAGUCGUUUUUGCCGUGAUUGUAGUCCUCCUGCUUGUCAAUGUCAUACUCAUGUUUUUCUUGGGAACGCGCUGAAUGGAGUCCAGCCACCUGAGCUGUUGCGAACUCUCACUUUGAUUUCAUCCCAAGAGCCUCCGAGGGGGGAACAUCGAGAGAGACAGUCUGAGACAGGGAAAGAGAGGGAGAGAAAGAACAAGCUUUCUUACUCAGGGGGGAAAACGUUUUGAGCUUCAACAUGGCCUCGCUGUGAUAUGUAUGACGUUGCUGAUCACUGGAGAUUCCAUCGUUAGUGCUGAGGCAGUAUGGGAUCACGUCACCAUGGCCAACCGGGAGUUGGCAUUUAAGGCUGGCGACGUCAUCAAAGUCUUGGAUGCUUCCAACAAGGAUUGGUGGUGGGGCCAGAUCGACGAUGAGGAGGGAUGGUUUCCUGCCAGCUUUGUGAGGCUCUGGGUGAACCAGGAGGAUGGGGUGGAGGAAGGGCCCAGUGACGUGCAGAAUGGGCACCUGGACCCCAACUCAGACUGCCUUUGUCUGGGCCGGCCACUACAGAACCGGGACCAGAUGCGGGCCAAUGUCAUCAAUGAGAUCAUGAGCACGGAGCGUCAUUACAUCAAGCACCUCAAGGACAUUUGUGAGGGCUACUUGAAGCAGUGCCGAAAGAGAAGGGACAUGUUCAGUGAUGAGCAACUCAAGAUCAUCUUUGGGAACAUUGAAGACAUCUACAGAUUUCAGAUGGGCUUUGUGAGAGACCUGGAGAAGCAGUACAACAAUGAUGAUCCCCACCUCAGCGAGAUAGGACCCUGCUUCCUAGAGCAUCAAGACGGAUUCUGGAUAUACUCUGAAUAUUGUAACAACCACCUGGAUGCCUGCAUGGAGCUCUCCAAGCUGAUGAAGGACAGUCGCUAUCAACACUUUUUUGAGGCCUGUCGUCUCCUGCAGCAGAUGAUUGACAUUGCCAUUGAUGGAUUUCUUUUGACUCCAGUACAGAAGAUCUGCAAAUACCCCUUACAGUUGGCUGAGCUCCUCAAGUAUACUGCCCAAGACCACAGUGAUUACAGAUAUGUUGCAGCUGCUUUAGCUGUCAUGAGGAAUGUGACUCAGCAGAUCAAUGAACGCAAGCGACGUCUGGAGAAUAUUGACAAGAUCGCGCAAUGGCAGGCCUCUGUCCUAGACUGGGAGGGAGAGGACAUCUUAGACAGGAGCUCGGAGCUGAUCUACACUGGAGAGAUGGCCUGGAUCUACCAGCCCUAUGGCCGCAACCAGCAAAGAGUCUUCUUCCUGUUUGACCACCAGAUGGUCCUCUGCAAGAAGGACCUAAUCCGGAGAGACAUCUUAUACUACAAAGGGCGCAUUGACAUGGAUAAAUAUGAGGUAAUUGACAUUGAAGAUGGCAGAGAUGAUGACUUUAAUGUCAGCAUGAAAAAUGCUUUCAAGCUUCAUAACAAGGAAACAGAAGAAGUGCAUCUGUUCUUUGCAAAGAAACUGGAGGAGAAAAUACGUUGGCUUAGAGCUUUCAGAGAAGAGAGGAAAAUGGUACAGGAAGAUGAAAAAAUUGGCUUUGAAAUUUCUGAAAACCAGAAGAGACAGGCUGCAAUGACUGUGAGAAAAGCUUCUAAACAGAAAGGUGUCAACUCGGCCCGCUCGGUUCCUCCUUCCUACCCACCACCACAGGACCCGUUAAACCAGGGCCAGUACCUGGUCCCCGAUGGCAUCGCUCAGUCUCAAGUCUUUGAGUUCACUGAACCGAAACGCAGCCAGUCACCAUUCUGGCAAAACUUCAGUAGGUUAACCCCCUUCAAAAAAUAAUACCUAUAAGGAAGGAAGAUAAUUUUAAAAUAAAUAAAAUUAUAUUUAUAGAUGGACCUUUUUUUCGGAGAAGCACUGUUGAAAAUUUAUAUAUAAAUAUAUAUAUGUGUGUGUGUGUGUGUGUAUGUGUGUGUGAAUGAGUGUGUGUGCAUGUGUGUGUGUGCACACAUACACACACACACACACACAUAGACCUUUAAGUAUACGUGUGUGUGUGGGCAUGUGUGCACAUAUGCAUGCACAUGCAUGCACACAUACAUACAUAUACACACAUAGAGAAGGACCAAAACCAUUUUCUGUUGUUUUGGAGAAUUGAAAUCUAUAGUUGGUAAGAAGUACCACUGACUUCCAAACACGUGAUCACUUCUUAAAAUUUUUAGUUCUUAACCUUGUUCCCUUCCCCUUUCUUUCAGAAACUCAAUUUCUCUUUGUUCUUUUUCCUGUUAAGAUAACCUAUUCUCUCCUCUGGUUCACUGACCUGUCAUUAUUACCAUAUAGUAUUUGCAUUGUUUUAUUUCUCUUUCCUGAUGAUACUGAUGCUGAUAAUGUUUGAAUUUAAUUUAUGUGGUGGGUUUGGAAUUUUCUCUCUUUGUCACUUUUCACUGAGAAGGGAGGGAUUCCCAUCUCCUGUCCCUCAUGCAACCAUCUGCAAAUGUGCCAGUAGCCCUGCGGUCAUACCAACAGCCUUUUCACAGCAUCGUGUGUCCACAAUUGUGCCAGUCUAGACAUGCUCUGUUGUGCCCUGUGACUUAUCUGCUUGGUAAUUCUAUUGCUUUCACUGUUUUAGGUAUUGUGGAAGGAUAUAAAACCAAACAGAAACAAAGGAAUGAAAGAAUGUAAUGAGUAGAGAAGCCUUCUGUUGGGGGACUAUUUUUUAUUUAGAUGCUUUCUUCCAGCAUUGAGGAUUCCCAUGUAACAACACUGCUAAGUCAUUGAAGGUUUUCAUCUAAGAGUUAGUUUGGGCCCAUUCCUCUCUUUUUCAUUCCUCGUUUAUUAUGACUCUCCUUUCAGCCUCUCUCUUCCAUAGGCAAAAGGUUUAGCUAAACUGGAAACAAAGAAAUUGAGCCUUUGCCUCCUGGGGAAGAGAUUUAUUUCCACCCCACAACCCAUAGCUAAUAGGUAGGUGACAGGUAGCAUUCUCUAUAUAGCAAUCAUUUCAGUGUUUUGGUCAUCCUCGCUUCCAUUUUCAGAUUCAUAAGGCAUCACUGUUAGAAGUUUAUGGAGGGAUUCAAGACAAAACCUGCUUGGCCAAGAUCAUUAGCUACCUUCAGAUUAACCUGAAGAGAGUCCAAGAUUGACAGUAACACCAUACAAGGAAACAUAGGGAGCAUCAAAGAAAGAGACAGGCUUGAUUUAAGAUACUAUACCUGUAAUUUCUACCAUUAAAUUAUAAGAAACAUCCCCAGUUGUUAUCAGAUUGCAUGGAUAAUCUUCUCUGUCUC